Molecule: messenger RNA, 1812 nt
Organism: Temnothorax curvispinosus
Lineage: Eukaryota; Metazoa; Arthropoda; Insecta; Hymenoptera; Formicidae
Product: THAP domain-containing protein 1-like
Exons: 4
Coding region: 444-938 (164 amino acids)
Molecular function (GO): sequence-specific DNA binding
Source: RefSeq, a predicted model, not a curated record
UUAAAAUAACCGUUACUGUAAAACACCGUGAACUAUGCACACAAUCAUUGCGUGUGACGCUGUGGCAAAACUAAAUCUUUUAGGUUAUAUUUAUGCAUGGUGACCAGGACGAUCCAAAGAUGUUUCCCUAAUGCAUUUCGUUGUACAUACAUACAUACACAAUCCCCUAUAAAUCCCUAACUGACAGAAACAAAUCCCUAAAUUUUCCCCUAACAGAUUAUAGCGAAUUCGAUUGGAUCGAAAUUGAUUAUGCGUUGUGCAGAAGUGUGUGCUCUCCGCUUUAUGAAUAAUUUAUUUCUUCACAAUGGUGAGAUGUUGUUUUUGCCAAAGUGUUCAAAACAAAGGAUGUGGACGAACAUAUCAUAAAUCUGGAUUUAGAGUACAUACGCUUGAAGCUUAAUAGUGCUCCAACUUGUUUCGGAGAUCCCCCGACAGCCUGUAUAAUGUGUAAGCGCAAAUAUUUGCAUCAAUCUCCUUACUCAUUCUUCAGGUUUCCCUUGGAAAAAGCAGAACUUCUCAAUAAAUGGUUGAGAAAUAUGAAUCUGCUAAACUGGAGGCCUGCUCAAACAAGUCGUUUGUGUUCAAAUCACUUUGAAGCAUUUUGUUUGAGGAAAGUAAAAGAGAAAUACUGGGCAUUGAAGGAAAAUAGUAUUCCAACAAUAUUCACUUCCAGUGACUAUAGUUUACCGUAUGAAACUCCAGGGAAAAAGUUACAUGAUCGCUACCCAGAUUGCCAGAUCGAACGUGGGUUGCGUAGUCUAGAGGUCGCGCUUGGCCCGGCGAUCUUAGAGACCCUCGGGGUCUCUAGGCGAUCUGAGACAACGGCCAAUCUCCGGCGACGUCCGAUUGUUGCUCGCCGGCGCAGCGCGGCGCCGCGGCCGCCUACACUGUCGACGUACGAACAUUGCCGUAGCGCAAUAUUUUCACGUAAGGCGUAAGACGCUACAGUAAUGUUCAUGCACUGGCCCUAAUGAGUCCUUAUGUUGAUUUGUAGUUUUUUAUUGAAUAAGAAAUGUUAUCACCGAACAUUCUUUAUAGAUCGAUUACACAUGAAAUCAUCUCAAUAUUUUCCUCGGAUAUAUAGCGAAAUACGAUAGCAGCUAGCUAGGGUAUUCGCAUAUAAUCGGCCAAUAACUGUGAAAUAAUAUAUAUUUGAUUAAUCGUUUGUUUGUUAGAUGUUUAUAGAAAAUUGUGAGGGACUGCCUGAAACUGCUUUAAAGAUAUCUUUGAUAUAAACGAUUUUGAGAUGAUUUAAUUUCUCCCGAAAAUAAUUGUAUGUAAUUGAAGGAUUAAAUAAUGUUUAAUAAUGUUAGUCAUAUUUAUGUGAAUUAUUUCAGUUGACUUAUUGUUAAAAUGUAUUAUAAGGAAGUAUUUUUAAACAGGCCAUUGAAAUUUACUUUAUUUGUUACAACGAUCGAGAAAGAAAUAUUGUGCUUAUAUAUAUGUAUAUAUUUAUUAUGGAUCUAUCACUGACGUUUUGUCAGUUGUAAAGAUAUAUGUUAAAAUACGACUAAUUUGUUUUACAUAAGACUUUCCUUUUAGAUUUAAAUUUAUUAAGAUUUUUCGGCGUAAAAUUAUUAAACUACUUUAUCAAUGCGGUAAAUUUUUCGAAUACAGAAAUUGAAAUUAUUCUAAUUAUAAGAUUUGUACGUUUCAACUACACACUUCUCCAACAUUUCAGUUUUUUCUUUGAGUAUGCACCUGCCUUGUUUUAAAAUGUAAAGAGUGGAUAAUUCAUAUGUUUUUCAAGAACUAUAAUCGAACUAUGUACAUAGAAUGUUCACAAUAAAAUUUUCUUGUUUUAUAUCUUCA